Molecule: messenger RNA, 4673 nt
Organism: Bursaphelenchus xylophilus (pine wood nematode)
Lineage: Eukaryota; Metazoa; Nematoda; Chromadorea; Rhabditida; Aphelenchoididae
Source: the annotation of a GenBank genome assembly
AUGUCAGAGAGUGUAAGUUUAUGAUCUAAGUUUCCUACUGCCUGUUUCAUCGAUUUUACGUCCAAUUUUUAAGAUUUGUUGGCAUUUUUGACCUAAAACAAUGUUUUGAUGGUUUCUUUUCGAAAAUUAACUCAAAAGGAGAUUUUUAUGAUGCUAACGGCUAGCCUAGACCUUUAUACUGCUGAAUCCAUCAAAAAAAAUUUGGUUUGUUUCCUAAAAUUUAUUUUUCCAGCUCAAAUUAUAUUGUUAUUCAUGUUUCAGUUGGAUCGAGCUUAUUCGACCCCUAAAACAACUAAGCCCAGACUGAACACGACUGUUCCUCAAUUCUCACCAGCUACUCCACAUAAGGAACCGGUCCCCUUUGGUGCACCUUUGAAUCGGGCACAGAUUAGCGAGGUAAGCGAUGUUAUCCAUGAGUGCUUGAUGGUUUAGGUAAAGAAAGAUGUAUUUCGAAGGUAAUAUGGAGGAUCACUGGUUGUAGCAGUUAGAUGUAGCCGUUGUCUUGCUGUUACACUGAAUUUUGCGACUUGUUUAUUGGUUCUUAAUCCUGUACCUUCAAAUUUCCCUAGUCGAUUAUCAGUUAUGCGUCCUUUCCAAUAUUGCGUCAUUGGAACCCUCUACCCUCCUAUUUUCAGCCACUAGCAUGCUCAACUCGUCGUUUGGAGUACCUCAAAGCCAAAUCAUUCUUUGAAUCAAAGGCUGAAAAUAACAACCAACAAUCGGAGCCGAAUUUGGAUACAAUUUCCGAUUUUUAUCCGUCAGAAUCAUGUGAAACGCCAUUAUCUCGCGAUCCGAAUUCAAAAAAAGCCAAAAGACGUGAUUAUGGCGUAAGUAGCUUUUUGUUUUUUUUCUGUUUUUAGGAAUCUCGGACAUUGUAAUAGACAACUGACGAGUUUUGAUUAGUUUGAUGGCAAAAACAGUUAUUGAGAGAAGUUUGGAUAUAUAUUUGACCUUUCAAGGUCCUUGUUGUCUAAAAGGGAUGCUUUAUUGCCUUAUGUAGACAUAUUUUUUCUGAGACUUUGACAUAGACCUAAGGUAAUAUAAAAUUUCUUCAAUUUCUUCCAGAAAGAGCUCGAAGAUCGUGUCAGAGGGAUGUUUAUGCGUCCUGAGUUUGAACCACCGUCUCCACAAAAGAACUACACCCAGACUUCCACCUCAAAUUCCACUACUCCUCAGCGCCACUUGUCCAUGAAACCUUACGGCGAUCAAGUCGUCGAGGAAGUUAGUGUCCACACCGCCAAAUCCUUGGAAUACAACCGUAGCUGCGCCGUGAGCCCAAAGAUUUAUCGUGCGCCCAGCAGUGUGGUCAGAGCUGAAGAGACAGUAGAUGAGCCUACAAUAACCCAGGAAGACCUCAGAAAUGCGCAUCAGGCCUCGGUCUGCGACGAUAACGCCAGCUAUUAUACGGAGGUGUCGUCGAUUGUGCCGGCGGAGAUGGACCACACCAAUGCCGCGAUUAGAACCAAUAAUGAGAUCUGCAAGGUAGGUCAUGGAUAAUAUUGGUGAAAGUUGGUGGAAAAGUGGAUCGUGAGUGUAUGGGAAUGAUCUGAUUUGGUGUGAAAUUAAGUGUAGUUUCUGAUUAGAUAAAAAAUUUCACAAUUGAACAACCAAAUUUUAUUAUAUUGACCAUUGGUUGUCAUGGAUAAUGUAUUGGAAAAAUGAUUAAAGAAGGUGAAAACAAGUGGUUAGAAGGAGAUGAAUGGAACUAUUAUGACAUAUUAUCUCUAUUGAGUUGUAAAAUUUUUUUUGAUUUAUCAGAAAUUUGCAUAUUUUCUUUUAAAUAUGCAAAUUUUACCUCGCUAUAGGCAGUAUAAACCUUCGUAGACCCUACCUCACCUUUUACCGUCAAAAACGCCACUACUUUCAGUUUUAUUUCAACGUGUAAUAACCUUGAUCAUUAAUGUACAAUAUCGUCUCAAAAUAUGCAAAUUUCCCAAAAAUCAGAAAAAAUUUACUACUCAAUAGAGAUAAUACAUCAUAUUAGUUCUAUUCAUAUCCUUCUAACCUCCUGGUUACACCUUCUUUAAUCAUUUUUCCACUAUAUUAUCCAUGACAACCAAUGGUCAAUAUAGUAAAAUUUGUUUGCUCAAUUGCGAAAGUUUUUGUCUAAUCAGAAACUACACUUAAUUUCACACCAAAUCAGAUCACUCCCAUACACUCACGAUCCACUUUUUCAGGAAAUUCUCGACCGAAUCGAGCAUCUGAAGACCACAAUUCAUUUGAAUUGCGAUCUCCUCGGCUUCUAUCGCACUCGUCUUGUGGGCAAUGGGAGUGCCGAGGAGCUCCAAGCCAACCGCGAUCUCCUCGUGAACCUGGAAGAGUACGCGGCGCUGAAGCGGGAACUCCGCCGACUUGAUGAUUACAUCGAAUUGAAGGUCCUGCAUCCCAUGGGAAGACGACAUAUCAGCUAUAAUAUGGACUUGCUGAGCAUGCGACUCAAGUUGAACAGGAAUUAUUAUAUGAAAACUGUGGAUGGAUGUGAGUUUUUGGAGGGAAAUGACAGUAGUAGGGGUGUGGAGGAUGGAGAAUUUAUUUUUUGGACAUUUUGAGGGAUAUUCUUGAGAAAAUGAAAGAAAUUCUGGGUUUUUGCCCCAUUUUCGGAACUUUUUUUUUGUAUUUGCACCUCAUUUUUCAGCCACAACUUACGCAUUUGUCGCUCUGAUCAAGUGCGGCACCAUUGUGAAGUACACCAAGCCCACAGUCGUCCAUGAACAUCGCUCGGUCCGGCUGGCGACUUUGAUUUUCAAUGAUCCGAUCAGAUUGGACAAUUUACCCAUCGACUUCCGCGCCCAUAUUGAAAUUUAUCAGAUGGUAAGGGGGUUUUUGUAUUUUUGGAAGGAAUUGAGAUUAUUUUUGGGGGGUUUGGGUCAAGUGUUUCCCUCGAGUUGGAGUUUUGGAUCAAGUUUUUUUUGUUGACAGUUAUUUAUUCGGAAAUUGAAAUCUAUGGGGUGUUAGGAGAUAAUCAGGCUAUUUUUGAAACGAUUGGAAAAUUUGGGUCAACUGUUCCCAGCCGUUUCUAAUCUUGGGUCAAGUGUUUCUUUCAUUGAAUUUUUGUGGAAAAAUUAAAAUUCAAGAGUUGCAAAUGACGUUUUAAGGGUGUUUUAAUUGAUUUUGAGCUCUGAGUCAAGUAUUUCGCGCUAUUUUUGAUCUUGGGUCAAGUUUUUCUCUCAAAGAAAAAAGUGUAAAAUACGGUACGAAAAAUCGUUUUUGAACUUUUUUAGCUGAUGAUAAGGUUAUUUUCGAAAGAAUUCGAAAUUUUGGGUCAACUGUUCCUUUCGGUUUCGUAUUUCGGGUCGAGUGUUUCUUCCAUUCAAUUUUUGGGAAAAGCGAAAUUCAAAAGUUCCGAAUAACGAUUUUGAGGGCGUUUUAAUUUGUUUUAGGUUGGGGGUCAAGUGUUUCUCUCUAUUUAUGAUUUUGGGUCAAGUUUUUCUCUCAAACAAAAAAUUGUGAAAUACGGAAUAACAAGUCUUUUGUGAACUUUUUUGGUUAAUUUCAUAUAAACCACGGCCUUUAUAGAGUCUGCUUUCCUAUUUGUAUUAUUAUUUUUUGCGUUUUCAGAAGCUCGAAGAUCGUCCCGAUCCUCCGUCCGACUGUCUGUUCGCUUGUGGCUCGAAGAAGAUGGAAAAAAUGGAGAGAGAAAUGCAUCAACGCCAACUGUCAAUCCACCCAAAUUGGCUGGAGUCGGAGUUCAUUCGUUGCGGAUGGUUGGUGGUGACCAGUGAAAUGGCCGGCAAAAGAAGAUUCUUAAUGCACGAUGUGGAAUAUCCGCUAGAAGGAACGAUCGAAUUGAAAAUUAAUUGUUCGGAACUACCUGGAGUCAUGGAAGACGCGCUCAGCGGUUAUUUGGUGGGAUUUUGGGCGAUUUUUUGGGAUUUUUUGAGAUUUUUUUGAUGAAAUUGCUGUCUUUGAUGGUUAUUUUUGGUUUUUUUGCAGAGAGUUCAUCAAACCCGCCACAAUCGCAAACCGGAAUGGGUCACUUUCUUUGUGGAGCUCUACAGAGGAGUCCUGAACUUUUACCGCACUGAAACCGACAUCUAUAAUCAUCGGGUGAGCUGAUUUGUCUAGUGUAAUAUAAAAAUUAGACUUUUUUUUGGUUUGGCGGUUGAACUAUGCUUGAAAAUGUUGAUUUAAGGCAUGCACAAUGUCAAAUAUCGUAUUUUACAAAGAUUUUUAAUCAGAGAAACACUUGACUCAAAUUUUAUUUUGGGGGAAAGACUUGACUCAAAAUGAAAAGUUUGUAUUUUAGCAUUAUCAAUGGAGUGGAAUAUAUUUUUGUUGUUUUCAGCGCCCAUUCGCCGUCCUUUCCAUAUCCGACAUCUGCUCCAGAGAGGUCUCCGAAGCCCGCGAUAAAUGGACCGAUGGGACCUUUGUAUUUUAUUUUGACUAUGUCUCAACCAGUGGAAAUGAUAAAACAAUCUCUAGAAGGUAAGCUCGAUAUCAGUUUUAGAGUUUUUGCAUAUUUUACAAGGUGUUUUGGCAUGAGAGAAACAGUUGACUCAAAAAUUUAUUUCGGGAGAAACAGUUGACCCAAAACAAUUUUUUUGAUACUUUCGUAAUUUGAAGUCGUUUUUUCGUAUUUUAGAAUUCUCCUGGCCUCCGAAACAGAGGAUAUGUGCACUGAAUGGCGCUCCCGCCUCAACGCUAUCAUCAAAUUGGUGAAUGGCUACAGAUAG